Ylistrum balloti is the source of this 403-nucleotide messenger RNA. RefSeq names its product fatty acid-binding protein, brain-like. Gene Ontology annotation, cellular component: cytosol; nucleus. The transcript is spliced from 4 exons. Gene Ontology annotation, biological process: fatty acid transport. Gene Ontology annotation, molecular function: fatty acid binding. The coding region runs from base 1 to 393 and encodes 130 amino acids. Lineage: Eukaryota; Metazoa; Mollusca; Bivalvia; Pectinida; Pectinidae. The record is from RefSeq and is a predicted model, not a curated record.
AUGGCCCUUGUAGGAAAAUGGGAAUUUGUAUCUGCAGAAAACUUGGACCAGUAUAUGGAAGCUACAGGUGUCCCUGAGGCUCUCCGGGAGGUGGCUAGGAAAAGUAAACCAUCCAUGGAUAUUCUCCAAUCCGGGGACAGUUGGACCAUAAAAACUACUGUCGGAGACACUGUGAAGGACACAACAUUUAAGAUAGGAGAGGAAUUCGAAUCCAAGUCUCUCACCGGCCAGGAUCUUAAGUGCAAUGUGAGUAUGGACGGAGAUAUAAUGACGGAGGUGCAGACGGCUGGAGAUGUCAAGGUCGUUAUCACCAGAGAGGUAGCAGGAAAUGAACUUAUCUCUAAAAUGGCCUUUGGUUCAGUUGUAGCUGUGGUGAAGUUUAACAAGGCGUAGGAACAGGAUC